Peromyscus californicus insignis is the source of this 777-nucleotide messenger RNA. RefSeq names its product sorting nexin 22 (gene Snx22). The transcript has 7 exons. Bases 90 to 626 code for a protein of 178 amino acids. The record is from RefSeq and is a predicted model, not a curated record. Lineage: Eukaryota; Metazoa; Chordata; Mammalia; Rodentia; Cricetidae. Gene Ontology annotation, molecular function: phosphatidylinositol phosphate binding.
GCGACCUCGUAGGGCUGCCUGGCUGCUCUAGGGAGUUUGGGUGCCUCAGCGCGCCAUCAAGGAGAAGCUGCGGUGGGGUCAGGGCGCGGAUGCUGGAAGUUCACAUCCCCUCGGUGGGGCCCGAGGCCGAAGAGCCCAGGCAGAGUCCAGAGAAAGGCCACAUGGUGUUCCAAGUGGAGGUGCUGUACAGUGGACGCAGACACACCGUGCCGAGGCGCUACAGCGAGUUCCACGCUCUACACAAGCGGAUCAAGAAACGGUACAAAGUGCCUGACUUUCCCUCAAAACGCCUGCCCAACUGGAGGACCAGAGGAUUGGAACAGCGCCGGCAGGGCUUGGAGACCUAUAUCCAGGGUAUCCUAUACCUGAAUCAGGAUGUGCCCAAGGAGCUACUGGAAUUCCUGAGACUUAGACACUUCCCCACAGACUCCAAGGCCAGCAGCUGGAGCACCCUGAGGGAAUUCCUGCCUAGUGACACCAGCUCACAGCUGCACCACAGGCCCGUCAUUGGCUUCCGUAUGGACCCCUACAUUUACACCCCUUCGCCAGUACCUCUCCCGGAAGUGGUGGUGGACGGUGUACUCCAGGGCCUCUAUGGCUUCAGCACUAGCCCAGCCAAAGGCUAACUGUCAUCCUGCUCCAUCGCCAAUGCCCUGACUAGCCCAGUCUUUGGGUCACUUGUCAGGACAGUUAUGUGCCUCAGUCCUAGGAGUUCCAUAUAAGAAACUGGGUCUUCCCUGGGACUGGCCUCAGGAUGUAACUAGCUGAGGCUCAGUU